CUCUGUGUCUCUGUCUCUCUGACUUCCCUCUCAACAUUUAAAAGGGCGCUGCAAGCUCUCAUUACUAUAGCUGACACCCAUCCCCUGCCGCCAUUUCCUAAAACCACCAAAUUUCAGCGCCAAAUCUCUUUCCCUCAAUCCCUCACAAAUUCAUCCAAAUACAACAUCAAAAUCUUAACUUAUCGAUAGAAACCGACAAUGCCUUUCAUGAACCGAUCACCGCCGAGUCCUCAAGCGCAACAGCAACCGCAGAAUCUCAAACAACGCGUUAUUACUUGCCUAAACAAGCUCUCCGACCGCGACACUCUCGCCCUCGCUUCGGCCGAGCUCGAGUCUAUCGCUCGAAACCUUACCCUCGACUCCAUUUCUCCGUUCCUUAACUGCCUCCACAACACCGACUCUUCGUCCAAGUCUCCUGUUCGGAGACAAUGCGUAAGCCUUUUGGCUUUGUUGUCUCAUUCUCACGGCAACGCUCUGUCUCCUCACCUUUCUAAGAUGGUUUCCACGGUUGCCCGCCGCCUCCGUGACCCCGACUCCGCCGUCCGAUCCGCCUGUGUCGAGGCAACCAUCGCAAUGUCGUCUCACAUCACGAGACCUCCUUUCUCGGUUUUGUGGAAGCCUUUAAUCGAAAUGCUCGUGGUGGAACAAGACGUGAACUCGCAGAUUGGAGCAGCGAUGUGUUUGGCGGCGGCGAUCGAGUCGGCGCCGGAUCCCGAGACAGAGCAGCUUAGGAAAGUGUUGCCGAAGCUUGGGAAGUUAGUAAGGAACGAAAGUUUCAAGGCGAAAGCGGCCGUGUUUGGAGUCAUCGGAAGCGUCGCUAGUGUUGGUGGUGCCGGAAGUCAAGGAGUUUUGGGUUGGUUAGUGCCCUGCGCGGUGGAGUCUUUGAGUAGCAAAGAUUGGGCAACGAGAAAGGCUGCGGCGGAGGCGUUAGGGAAAGUGGCAGUGGCUGAGAAAGAGCUGGCAACGGAGUAUAAAGCGGUGUGUGUGACCGCUCUUGGAAAUAAGAGGUUUGAUAAGGUAAAGAUUGUCCGAGAAACUAUGAAUCGUAGUUUGGAUUUAUGGAAGGAAGUUCCUGGAGUUUGUGAGGAGGCCUCAGCUUCUUCUCAGUCUGAGUCAUCUUCAAUAGAUAAUGGUAGCAUUGGAUGCUUCCCUUCAGUUACUAAAAGUGCCAACGAUGCUGGAUUAAGGACUCCCCAAUCAAAGAAAGCAGUCCCUGUGAGCAGGUCCCCUCCAUCUGAUGCUUCGCCUGUGCCCACUGCCAAGAAAGAGACGCCCCUGAAGAGUAAUAAUAGGAAUAGGAACACAUCGAUUUUUAGUAGGCUGGACCGCACGAAACCCUCUGAUUGGAAGAUUGAAAUUGUUGAGCCAAAGUCUCUGUUUGCAAAGGCCUCUUGUGAUGAUAAUAUUGAAGAUAGUGACCUUGGAGUCUCGAGAUCAAGAGAAAAUGGGGACAGCAUAAAUUCUAGGCUGGAAACAAAACGUGUACUCUUUGGUAAGGUCCGAGAUGAAAAAGUGCAGAAAUUUGGAGGUUUGAGAUCUGGGUCUCGGGUGGUUCCAUUUCAUGAUGAGGAGAACUUAGAUGUUGACGACGACAAUGCAGCCGUCGAAGUUGAUGAGAACCCUAGAGACAUUGAGAAUCUGUCUUUGAUCCAUGAACAACUUGCUCAGAUUGAGGACCAGCAAUCCAAUCUAUUAAACCUCCUCCAGAAAUUCAUUGGGAGCUCCCAAAAUGGGAUUAAUUCUCUAGAGACACGUGUAAAUGGCCUGGAGAUGGCUCUGGAUGAAAUAUCUUAUGAUUUGGCUGUUUCAAGUGGAAGGAUUCCAAACAUGGAUUCUACAGAUAACACAUGUUGCAAACUGCCUGGUGCAGAAUUUUUGAGUCCCAAGUUCUGGAGGAAGACAGAAGGGCGGUUUUCUACUCCAAGGUUAUCUUCUUCUGGGCGCGUGCUUUCCCUAAAUGCAGUACAUAACACACCUGAUAAAGAUUCUUGUGCUGAAUCAUAUAAGCCCGAAGUCAGCCAAAGGUAUCUGCGUCAUAGUAGGGGUGGAUUUGUUAUGAACCCAUUGGCAGAUGCUUGCAGUGACAUAAGAGAGAAUUCAGGGUUUUACUCAAAUAGAAUAUCAAAGAAUACCAUUCAAAAUGCUGAGAGGGUCCAGGUUGGCAAUGCUAGUGGUCCAGAUGGGACUUCAUCAGUUCCUUGUACAGCACCAAUGAACCUUAGCAGCAGAUUUUCAGCUUAACUGGAUUGGAAGCUGAGCUGUUUCAAGAACUAGCUUAAGGUCAUGGGCAAGCGCCUUGGAUAAUCAAAGCUCGUAGGUGAAAUGAUAUGAUGAAGCAAGUCAUAGAUCAAAUCGUGACGUAGAAAUGCAGCUUAUGCGGCUUGUUACACAAGAUUGUAGGUUUGUCUUUGAAAUUUUAUAGUAAUUAUUAACCGCAAUACUAGGGCAAGGCUCUUGCAUAUACAGUGUUUGCAAUGGAAUCCUUGCCCCAUCACUGAUUUAUUUAUAUUGCAAUAGAGGCCCCAUCUAUGUACAGAGAGAGUCUAUGUGCAUCUCUUUUGAGCUUGUCAUUAGUUGCUAUGUAUGUCAUAUAAUUUUGAAUGUCAUGCGAUGUAUUUUCAACAAUGGAAGAAGAAAAAGGGAUACACACACUGAGAUAUGUUUCUAUGAAACUGUUCUAGUUAA
This is a messenger RNA of Theobroma umbraticum, 2685 nucleotides long. Its product is annotated as TORTIFOLIA1-like protein 4. The record is from RefSeq and is a predicted model, not a curated record. NCBI's taxonomy places the organism in Eukaryota, Viridiplantae, Streptophyta, Magnoliopsida, Malvales, Malvaceae. Gene Ontology annotation, molecular function: microtubule binding. Gene Ontology annotation, cellular component: microtubule.